Molecule: messenger RNA, 1170 nt
Organism: Salvia hispanica
Lineage: Eukaryota; Viridiplantae; Streptophyta; Magnoliopsida; Lamiales; Lamiaceae
Source: RefSeq, a predicted model, not a curated record
AUGACUGACCAAGGUGAGGAUGAUCCCGAGCUCGCAACACUUACUGCACAUGCCGACGGAGAUCCCCCACAAGCCAUAGUGGUUACCCCAGGCCAGACCGCCUGUGAUGUGAAACCCCACGUGAUUGCAAUCCUACCAACGUACUGUGGGAAGAGUUACGAGGGACCCUACGAGUUCUUAAAUGAGUUCUGCAAGAUCUGUAAGGCGCAGAGGCGGCCAGCAGGAGCAAGCGAGGAUGAUUACAGACUGAAGGCCCUACCUUUUGUCUUAAAGGGAGAGGCCAACACCUGGUUCAUGCGCCUUCCAGCCGACUCCAUCAAUACAUGGGCCGAUUUCAAGUCAGUCUUCCUAGCCGAGUUCUUCCCAUCUUCAAAGACAAGUGCAUUGAAGAGGAAAAUAUCGUGCAUAAGGCAAGAAUAUGAUGAAACCCUGAGCGAGUACUGGGAGAAGUACAUGAGUCUUCUGGAGUCGUGCCCUAACCAUCGCAUGAAGGAGAUAGAGGUGCACCACACCUUCUAUGAGGGGAUGAACAAGGAGACCAAGGAUCUGGCGAAUUCAUCAUACGGAGGAGAUUUCACCCAGUUGAGAGUCAGUGAAGCCAAAAAGGUGUUACGCAAGCUGUUGAAUGCGAAGAAAACGUAUGAUAACGCAAAGGAUGGGUACAGCAGAGAAAGGGUAGCAAGUGCUUCGGCUACUGACCAGGAGGAACGAAUGGAUUUGAAGAUGGAGGAAUUAAAGAAGGAGUUGUUGACUGCAAUCAAGCAGAACACUCCACCACCUUCUCCGACUGGAGGCAAAAAGGCCCCAGAACUACCAAAUGAUCAGCCGGACAACUCGCUAGAUGUGGAGCAAGCAAAUGCCGCAGGAUACUACAAUUCCAACGGCAAUUGGAUUCCGGGAAGGCAGAGGGAUGCACCAUGGAGGGACCACCAAAACUUUCGAUGGGGAGAUGGAAAUCAGAAUCAGAACCAAAAUCAGGCUCCAAAUCAACCCAACCCCCACCCGAACCAAAAUUCCAACCGUGGCCCAACAAACCCUGACUACCAGUCUAACUGGGUAGGAAGAAACCAGCAUCCUCAGAACCAAAACCCUCAAAACCAGAACCCGAACCCCGCCUAUGUGCCACCCCAUCAGCGAAACAACCGUAACCAAAACCGUGAACCAAUUUAA